Rubroshorea leprosula is the source of this 1079-nucleotide messenger RNA. NCBI's taxonomy places the organism in Eukaryota, Viridiplantae, Streptophyta, Magnoliopsida, Malvales, Dipterocarpaceae. The record is from the annotation of a GenBank genome assembly.
AUUUGUUUUUGUUGUGCUUAAUUUUAUGGAAUUUGUUAUUUAGCUUUCAAAAUUUUGCCUUUUUAGGUCAAUGAACCUUGCCACUUGGAAUUACAAUGCUACAGGACACCUAUUUACCUUGGUAGUAGAUACCUGAAGUACUCAAGAAAUGUGAAUCAAACAUGCUGGAUAAUUGAUGAAGAAAGGCUGGGAGAAGCAUCUGUUGAGGAGAUAAUAGGUAGCAAUAUUCUUCCAAUGCAUAAAGGUGAUAAUUACAAGUUUCAUGCUGCUGGCAGAGAAGAUAUUGAUGUUUGAAUGUUGGGUUCAGGGCGGCCUUUCCUAGUUGAGAUACAAAAUGCACGCCAAAUCCCAUCAGAGGCAAUUGUAAAAGAAAUUGAAGCAAGGAUAAAUGGCUUGGAAAAUAAAUUAGUCAGAGUUAAAAAUCUUAAAGUAGUGGGCAGUGAGGGCCGGACAAUGAUGCGUGAAGGAGAAUCAGAGAAGCAGGCAGGAACAUAUAUCAAGGAAUUUGUUCAUGGGGAUCUCGGGCGGACUCACCCAAGCGUUGGAUCAAUCCUAGGAUGCAGAGCAGAGAUACUGCAACUUGAUGUUACAGACGUUAAAAUGGACUGUUUUCUAAUUGGGUGAGGCAAUACGCAUUCCAAUAUAGUUUUUCAUGUAUUUGAACCAUAGUUUUGUCCUUUCAUCUUAAUUAAAUACUUACUGCAAUUUUGGGGUAAAGCUAGGAGCCCCAAUUCAUAGAGAAUAAUUGAAGUCCCUACAAUAAUUUUCUUUGUUUGACAAUGCGCUUAAAAGAUCUCAAGUGUGUCUAAUUUAAAAUGCGAAGAAAACCUAAAAUGCUGUUCAUCGGGAAUUUAUGUGAAUUGUGAACAGAAAAUUCUUGGGAUGGGCUCCCUAGAGUGGAAAACCUAAAUAACAUAAAGAUAAGAAAAUGACUUCCGUAACUGGAAGUGCGACUUCUAGCAAGCUGCUUGUGACCAUGGAUCAGUCCAUCAGAAAAUCAUAACAGCUAUUCGAUCCAAGAUGCGUCUGAUACCAUGGCCAUGAAACUAUAUCGAUCCGCAGCUUCAUCAAUCUGCGGC